AUGGCUAAUUCGGAACAUGAAAUCUCUGCUUUUCUUUUGAUGAAAAUAUUCGAUAGACCAAAUAAUGGUGUAUUACUUGGUCCGAUAAUAAUUUGUGGUCAACCAUUCCAUUAUAAUCCAAUCGGCCAUGGGGAAAAAAUGGCACCAGACGUCGCGGUAUAUCCAUCUACUGCUCAUGUUCCACGACCUAAUAUUCCGCAUCCCGGACCUCCACCAAGCGACAAAAGAUUGCCUCACGCGAGAAUAAUUGUUGAAAUAGCUAACGCUCAGAGCCUUGAUAACUUAAUUACAAGAUGUGAGACGUGGCUGCGUCAACAAUUUGUUCGAGAUGUACUUGGCAUCAAACUUGAUGCUAUUAGGAGCCAUCAAGGAAAUGUUCAUCGGUCGAUGUUGGCUAUGUUAUGGACGCGCCAAAAUGUAUCACCAACAGCACCAGCAGGAUAUACAGCACCAGCGGGAUUUAUAGUGUCAACAAAUCCAAAUCUACCACGAGUGUCUUUUAGACUUUGGGAUUUUGGCACGUUGUUAUAUGGUACUACUAACGCUACUGCUUGCAUUGCUCCGGGACUCCCUGCUUAUCAAGUGACAAUUCCAAUUGAAGAUGUUUUCUGGAACCCCCUAAUAGUUAUGGAUCCCACUACAAACACCAACGUCCCGAAUGAAACUAAUUACACCAUAACAGUCCCUGGUACAAUCACAGUUCCCAAUUUCAUAAUUGACUUGUACGAAAUUCAGCAAGAAGUUAUGGAAAAUCAAAGAGU
Messenger RNA from Funneliformis caledonium, 761 nucleotides. NCBI's taxonomy places the organism in Eukaryota, Fungi, Glomeromycota, Glomeromycetes, Glomerales, Glomeraceae. The record is from the annotation of a GenBank genome assembly.